Lethenteron reissneri (Far Eastern brook lamprey) is the source of this 4982-nucleotide messenger RNA. RefSeq names its product roquin-1-like. The record is from RefSeq and is a predicted model, not a curated record. NCBI's taxonomy places the organism in Eukaryota, Metazoa, Chordata, Hyperoartia, Petromyzontiformes, Petromyzontidae. Gene Ontology annotation, molecular function: double-stranded RNA binding; mRNA binding; ubiquitin protein ligase activity. Gene Ontology annotation, biological process: protein polyubiquitination; ubiquitin-dependent protein catabolic process; nuclear-transcribed mRNA catabolic process, deadenylation-dependent decay. Gene Ontology annotation, cellular component: cytoplasmic stress granule.
CUGCUGCCCGCCUGCCUACUACGACUACAACACAAGCUCUACGACCACACGUCUCCCUCCGCGUGCGUCUCUCUCUUCAUCCUGCGCCGUGCCGUUCCACAGGAGAUAUUCGUCUCGCUCGACAGUCCCCCCCCCUCUACCCCGGCCACACCGCCGUCUUCCUCCACAAGGAUCGGAUCUAUCGGCCGCUCGCUGCGUUGGGAUUUUUGAUUGUUUUUCUCCGACGUUCGCUGCUGCUGCUGCUGCGUGCCGAGGGGGUUGGUGUGUGGACGACCCCGGCACCUCGACAGCACUUGCCCGCGUCCCGUAGCCACGGGCUGACUGGGUAGCGAUCUCGGUGGUUGUGGCAUUAACUAGCUCGGUGGCUGGGUGACUGGCCUACUGGGUGAGUUAGCUAGCAAGGUAAAUGAUUGGUUGACUGACUGCCUCAGUAUCUGACUGAGUAGCUGGCUGACGUGUUGGUUAGCUGGUACUCUGCUUGGCUAGCUGACCGGUUGAGUGGCUUGCUGGGUGACUUUACCUUGCUGGCUAGGUGACUAACUGGCUGGGUGGUCGACUGACUGGCUGUCUGAGUGUUAAGCUGCUAGGCCGAUCGCCUCGCUAUCUGACUGCCAACAUUUUCCUGCCCGCCUUAGUGGCCGGUUGCUUUAGGUGGCCAACUGACUGGCUGGGGUCGACCGACUUGGCUUCCUAGCUGGUUGGGUGACUAGCUUGGUGGCUGGCCCGGGUGGCCGGCCAGUUCGGGGAGAGAGUGGUUGGUGGUGGUGAGGGGGGGGGUGACGGUGUCCGGCCAAUGAGCUCGUCUUGGACAAAGGGGUUUUGAGAAGGCCAGCUGUCACACGUCCACGCUGCUCCGUUGUCCGCUGAGCGAGUGACGUCCAGGGAUGCUGCUGCUGCUUCUGCUGUGCAAGCGUAGGUUGAAAGCUGCGAUGCGGUAGCUGGCGGACGACUCUGUUCCUGGACCAGCGGGUGACUCCGGGUGACCGGGAGCCGGCCGGGCGGCUUCGACAACGAUGCCCGUGCAAGCGCCGCAGUGGACCGAGUUCCUGUCGUGCCCCAUCUGCUGCCAUGAGUUUGACGAGACCCUUCGGCGUCCCGUGAGCCUGGGUUGCGGCCACACGGCCUGCAAGACGUGCCUCAACAAGCUGCACCGCAAGGCCUGCCCCUUCGACCAGACGGCCAUCCACACGGACAUUGAGGCGCUGCCCGUCAACUUUGCCCUGCUGCAGCUGCUGGGCGCGCAGGUGCCGGACUCGCAGGCGCCCGGCGUAGCAGUGCCGAGCGUGGCAGAGAAUGGCGCCCACUACGACGCCUCCAAGAAGUGCGUGGAGGAGCUGGCGCUGCUGCUCAAACCUCUCAGCGGCGCCAAGGGCGUGGUGGCAGCGUCGCAGUCGCAGCUCUCGCGGCCCAUGCAGCGCAAGCUGGUGACGCUGGUCAACUGCCAGCUGGUGGAGGAGGAGGGCCGGCUGCGGGCGAUGCGGGCGGCGCGGUCCCUGGGCGAGCGCACCGUCACCGAGCUCAUCCUCCAGCACCAGAACCCGCAGCAGCUCUCCUCCAACCUGUGGGCGGCCGUGCGCGCCCGCGGAUGCCAGUUCCUCGGGCCCGCCAUGCAGGAGGAGGCGCUGAAGCUGGUCCUGCUGGCGCUGGAGGACGGCUCGGCACUGUCGCGCAAGGUGCUCGUGCUGUUUGUGGUCCAGCGGUUGGAGACGCGAUUUCCGCAGGCGUCCAAGACCAGCAUCGGCCACGUGGUGCAGCUGCUCUACCGCGCUUCCUGCUUCAAGGUGACGAAACGCGACGAGGACUCGUCGCUGAUGCAGCUCAAGGAGGAGUUCCGCACGUACGAGGCGCUGCGUCGCGAACACGACUCACAGAUUGUGCAGAUCGCCAUGGAGGCCGGGCUUCGCAUCGCGCCCGACCAGUGGUCGUCGCUGCUCUACGGAGACCUGGCCCACAAGUCGCACAUGCAGUCCAUCAUCGACAAGCUGCAGACGCCGGCAUCGUUUGCGCAGAGCGUGCAGGAGCUGACGAUCGCGCUGCAGAGAACGGGCGACCCCGCCAACCUCAACCAGCUCCGGCCCCACCUGGAACUGCUGGCCAACAUCGACCCCAGCCCAGACGCGGCGGCGCCCACGUGGGAGCAGCUGGCGGCGGCGAUGGUUGCGGUGAAGACGGUCGUGCAGGGACUGGUGGACUUCAUUCAGAACUACAGCAAGAAGGGCUUCGAGCAGACACAGCCGCUGCAGAACAGCAAGUACAAGACGAGCAUGUGCCGUGACCUGACACAGCAGGGCGGCUGCCCCCGCGGCGCCAGCUGCACGUUCGCUCACUCCCAGGACGAGCUGGAGAGGUACCGCUUGAAAAACAAGAAACUAGCGGGCGGUCGAGGCACCAGUCAAUCUCUCACGCAACUCAACAAGGUUGGCAUGGGCUCCUCGGGACUGGAGCCGCUUGCGUCCAAGCUCCUGCCCACGCAGAACGGCCUCAUGAGCGGAGGCGGCAGCUCGCCGCAGCUGCUGGCGCGCGGCACGGACCCGGGUGGGUUCGGCGCGGAGGUCAGCGGGGGCCUGGGCCUGCCGGCUGGGCUCAGCAUCGGCCACGCGGCCGGCCUGGGGGUGAGGAUUGCGCUGGGAGGCGGCAAGGUGGGAGAGGCGAGCGCCAGCGCGCCGGGGUCGCUGUCGGGGUCACCGCCGGACAACAAAAUCGGCUCCCCUCCGAAAUCCCACCUGGGUCCCUAUGCGGGUCUGGGUGGUCACCUUCAACCGGGCGGACUCGGCGCUCCCGACCUGACUGGCAAAGGUGUCCCGGUGCCGCACGGACACCACCACCACCACCACCCGCACGCCCAUGGGCACCCCCACGCGCACCCCAUGAGCCGGGUGCUCUACCCCCCGCCACCGCCCCCGCAGCAGCCGCAGCAGCCACCGCCGCCGCAGCAGCAGCCGCAACCGCCCCCCCACCACGCGCCCCCCGUCGACGUUUACUUCCAGGACCCACGCGGUGGGCAGCAGCAGCAGCCGCCGCCGCCAGCGCUAACGUACGACCACCAGCACUACCGAGCCCCGUACUGUCAGACCCAACACCCAAGCUCCCCGUACGCUCCCCGCUACGUGCACAGGCAGGGGGCCCCCCCGGACUCCUCUUUGGGGGGCCCUGCCGUGCCCCACGCGUACCCUCCCCCGUCACCGGCGGACCCCUACGGUCCCUACCCGCCGCCACCGCCGCCCCCCACGCACCACGCCUAUGCGUCGCCACCUCCGCCGCCGCUCCCGGGCGGGUACCACAUGGGUCACCACGGAGCGCCGCCUCCUCCGCCGCCGCCGCCCCACCACCACCACCAUCACCACCACCACGCCGCCGCGGCGGCAGCGGCGUACGACUCUCGGCGGGCGUGGCGUGCGCCGCCGCCCCCCCACGCGCCGUCACCGUACCCGCCGGGCCAGCGCGAUGGCGGCAUGGGCCCGGCGCAUGAGAGCGGCUACGCGGUGAGGGGUGGGCCGCUGCCACCGUCGCACGGCCAUCCGGAGGCCGGGUACUACCAGCCGCCGCAGGGCGGGCACAUGCCAGCGGCACCGCACGGACCACCGCAGAUGCAGCAGCAGCAGCAGCACCGGCCCGCCAUGCGUGCCACGGUUAACAAUGUCGCCAAUUUGGCCCGCGACGUGCGUUUAACCGUGCCCCGUCUCCAACGCUGUCCUGGUGUCGUCCCGCAGGAUCCGUACGCGCAGCCCCCGCCGAGCCUGGAGGAGCUGCACCGCCGGCGCGCCGAGUUGCUGGCGCAGCUGAAGGUGGCUCGCCCAGGCGCCCCGCCCGUCUCCCCGCCCCCCUUCGCCCACUCCCCUACGCCGCCCCCCCUCGCCAUGGCCCCCUACGGCGGAGAGGAGUACGCGCCAAUGUACUCGGAGGAGGAGGAAGAUGGAGGCGGCGAGGCGUGCGGGCGCGCGCCUCCCCUCGCCUACGCGGACAGCGAGUUCCCGUCGCAGUACUCCCCGUGGUCGUGCGAGGCCAUCAGCUCGUACAUCGCUGGCAAGGAGGCAAAGCCGCGCGACGUCAUGGCCACCAGCGGCUCUGACAUGACGGUGAAGCUGAGUCGUAGCGACACCCCGUCGUCGCAGACGGAGUGCGUGCGCUGGGGCGAGGCGUACCACCGCUCCACCGACGAGAUGUGGCUCGACCAGCGCCGCCCCAAGGACGAGGACCCCAUAAUCCCAUUUGGCGAGAGCCCCACGGUGUCCAAGUGGGGCGCCAUCUCCCGCUCGGCGCGCACCUCCUUCCGCAACACGGGCCCUGUGCAGGCCACAGCCUCCCAGGGCUCGGCCACGCGGCCUGUCAACGUCACCGACGCCCCGAUUCUCACCCCGUGCUUCGCAGACUACUUUGUCAACUACUCGAGCUCCUGCGGAUGGAACUCGCCCACCAACGUGUACCCGUCUCAGCCCAGCCCCACCCCGCAGUACACGGACAGGGAGCGGGCGAUGGCACCUUGCUCGGAGCGAGACCACAUGCGGCUGGAGAUGGAGCUGCAGGCGGUGAACCACCAGAUCAGCCAGCAGAGCCAGAUACACGGCAUGCAGGCGGCCAGUAACACGGCCCUGCUGCAGAGAGAGGCGCAGGCGCUGGCGCUGCAGCCGUCGGCGGGGCCGCAUCGCAGCCCGGAGGAAGCCGGCGGCGGCGUUGGCGGCGUUGGCGGGGUGGCGUACGGCGCGAGCGGCGGGCGUAGUCGGCGCUCGGGCGACGACCGACCCACUGCAGGCGGAUGGGGGGGUGACGGUGUCCGCUGCCGCGACGGACGGUGGGGCUGGCGCCGACGAGCAGGUGGCUGACGGGGAGGGGCCGGACGAUCUGGACUUUGAGCACUGCCUGGGGCUGGAGCUAACCCAGGAUGAGUUGGACUGCCCUGGGGAGCCCGGCCAGGCGAGCAGCCAGGCCUCGCCAGGUCCAAGCAGCGACGAAUCCCGCGCCGCGCCGCAAAUGUACACAGCCUC